UAACGGCCGCGCGCCCGCCCCGCCCCUUCCUCUCGCGCAGUCUGCUCCCGCUCUCGCUCCACCCCCUCAUCUCGCCCCGCCUUUUCCUCUCGCGCUGCCCGCGCCCAGCACGGCUCUCGCCCCGCCCUUUCCCCUCGCCCCGCCCCUCCGUGCGAGCGCCAGGACCUCAGGAAUCGAUCCCGCGGCAGACAAUCCCAGAGGCGGGGCGGAGAGCGUCGCGCCGUGGUGACGUAGUGUCGCCGGCGCGGACGGGUGACGCUAACGGGGCCCGUUGUCUGUGUGUGGGGCUAGGGGCCCCGGGGCGGCGGGGGCUCCCGGCGCGGGCGGCGGGGUGUCGGGAGGGCCUGGACAUGGCGCUGAGGGGCCGCCCCGCGGGAAGAUGAAUAAGGGCUGGCUGGAGCUGGAGAGCGACCCUGGCCUCUUCACCCUCCUGGUGGAAGAUUUCGGUGUCAAAGGGGUGCAGGUGGAAGAGAUCUAUGACCUUCAGAGCAAAUGCCAGGGCCCAGUGUAUGGAUUCAUCUUCCUGUUCAAAUGGAUCGAAGAGCGCCGAUCCCGUCGCAAGGUCUCUACCUUGGUGGAUGAUACGUCUGUGAUUGAUGAUGAUAUUGUGAAUAACAUGUUCUUUGCCCAUCAGCUGAUCCCCAACUCUUGUGCCACUCAUGCCCUGCUGAGCGUGCUCCUGAACUGCAGCAAUGUGGACCUGGGUCCCACCCUGAGUCGCAUGAAGGAUUUCACCAAAGGCUUCAGCCCUGAGAGCAAAGGAUAUGCGAUUGGCAAUGCCCCAGAGUUGGCCAAAGCACAUAAUAGCCAUGCCAGGCCUGAGCCACGCCACCUCCCUGAGAAGCAGAAUGGCCUCAGUGCAGUGCGGACCAUGGAGGCAUUCCACUUUGUCAGCUAUGUGCCUAUCACAGGUCGGCUUUUUGAGCUGGAUGGGCUGAAGGUCUACCCCAUUGACCAUGGGCCCUGGGGGGAGGAUGAGGAGUGGACAGACAAGGCCCGGCGGGUCAUCAUGGAGCGUAUCGGCCUCGCCACCGCAGGGGAGCCCUACCAUGACAUCCGCUUCAACCUGAUGGCGGUGGUGCCCGACCGCAGGAUCAAGUAUGAGGCCAGGCUGCAUGUGCUAAAGGUGAACCGUCAGACAGUACUGGAGGCCCUGCAGCAGCUGAUUAGGGUGACGCAGCCAGAGCUGAUUCAGACCCACAAGUCUCAAGAGCCACAGCUGCCUGAGGAGUCCAAACCAGCCAGCAGCAAGUCCCCUCUGGCGCUGGAGGCAGGCAGGGCCCCAGCAGCCUCUGAGGGCACUCACACAGAUGGUGUGGAGGACGUGGCUGGUUCAUGCCCCCAGGCCCCAAGCCACAGCCCUCCCAGCAAACCUAAGCUGGUGGUGAAGCCUCCAGGGAGCAGCCUCAACGGGGUUCCUCCCAACCCCACUCCCAUUGUUCAGCGGCUGCCGGCCUUUCUGGACAAUCACAACUAUGCCAAGUCCCCCAUGCAGGAGGAGGAAGACCUGGCAGCAGGUGUGGGCCGCAGCCGAGCUCCAGUCCGCCCGCCCCAGCAGUACUCGGAUGAUGAGGACGACUACGAGGAUGAUGAGGACGACGAUGUGCAGAACACCAACUCUGCCAUCAGGUACAAGCGAAAGGGGCCAGGGAAGCCAGGACCACUGAGCGGCUCUGGGGAUGGGCAGCUGUCAGUGCUGCAGCCCAACACCAUCAAUGUCUUGGCCGAAAAGCUCAAAGAGUCCCAGAAAGACCUCUCAAUUCCUCUGUCCAUCAAGACCAGCAGCGGGGCCGCGAGCCCAGCCGUGGCGGUUCCUACACACCCGCAGCCCUCGCCCACCCCCAGCAACGAGAGCACGGACACAGCCUCCGAGAUUGGCAGUGCUUUCAACUCGCCUCUGCGGUCGCCCAUUCGCUCAGCUAACCCGACGCGGCCCUCCAGCCCUGUCACCUCCCACAUCUCCAAGGUGCUUUUUGGAGAGGAUGACAGCCUGCUGCGUGUUGACUGCAUCCGCUACAAUCGUGCUGUGCGAGACCUGGGUCCUAUCAUCAGCACAGGCCUGCUGCAUCUUGCUGAGGAUGGUGUGCUGAGUCCUCUGGCACUGACAGAGUGUGGGAAGGGUUCCUCGCCCUGCAGCAGACCAAGCCAAGGCAGCCAGGGCUCCAGCAGCCCCGAAGAGAAGGAGGUGGUGGAAUCUGCAGACGGCAGAGAGAAGCCUGGGUUGGCCAGGCCCGGUGAGCCCUUGAGUGGGGAGAAGUACUCACCCAAGGAGCUGCUGGCACUGUUGAAGUGUGUGGAAGCAGAGAUCGCAAACUAUGAGGCCUGCCUCAAGGAGGAAGUGGAGAAGAGGAAGAAGUUCAAGAUUGACGACCAGAGAAGGACCCACAACUACGAUGAGUUCAUCUGUACCUUCAUCUCCAUGCUGGCCCAGGAAGGCAUGCUGGCCAACCUGGUGGAACAGAACAUCUCGGUGCGGCGGCGCCAAGGGGUCAGCAUCGGCCGGCUCCACAAGCAGCGGAAACCUGACCGGCGGAAACGCUCGCGCCCUUACAAGGCCAAGCGCCAGUGAGGACUGCCGGCCUGUACUCUGCAGCCCGCUCUUGCCGCAUGGCCCUCACAAGGGCCCCUUUCCUGCCCCACUCCCCCUCUUCCCAGUAUUACUGAAUAGUUUCAGCCGGAGAGCUCACACCCCAGGAAUGGGUAGGCUGGAUUCCCCGCAAUGUGUCCCAGGGCCUGGCAGGGCAGGGCAGCCCCACAGUGCUCCGGAAGCAGGAGCUGGAGCUGGGGCACAGUGCGCUGCUGCAGCUUCCUCCACAGCCGGCUGUGGAGUGGCAGGACCUGGCCUUUCUGCCUCGGCAGCAGAGUAUAUAUUUUACCUACAGAGACGUCUAUUUUUCUGGGCUCUAACCCAUCUUGCCACCACUGUGUUGACAUAGCCAGCUUCCUGACUGUGUUCUUUCCGACAGUUGUCAUCCUGGUGGGCCCAGGUCCCUGCAUCAUGCCGGGGUCAUGCCUGCAGGGUCACAGCCAGAGGCCUGGGGUAGGGGGGCAUUGGGUCCUGCUGCUCUAGCCCCAGCCCCCAGUCAUUGCGAGGAAGCCAGGUCUACUCUUCCUUCCCCCUGGGAGAGCUCCAAACUCAGGAACCUGGCUGCUGGGCUGGAUUGGGAGUGGGGUGUCCUAGCUGGGGUGGGCGAGAGGCCUGCUGGGGUCCCAUGGCCUGAGCAGAGAGAAGUGUUUGAGCUGUUUGUUGACCUCUAAACUCCCUUCCUGGCUUCAGCCGGGCUUGUCAAGACUGCUUUUUGCAGCAGGGCUCUGGGCCGCUUUGCCUUCAGUGUUGUAGCCCUGGCAAUGGGCUCUGUCCCUGGAGCCUGGGGUUCAGAGGAGCCUCUGCCCAGCCCCUCAGUAUUACCAUGUCUCCCUCCUCUUAGGGAUAGCAGAGACUGGGCUGCUUCUAGGAAGCUGACCCCACUCGUCUGUCCCUGCCAUGCCAGCUUCCUCAGCCUCUGCAAGGCACUCAGGGUGGGGGACAACAGGACUGAGACAACCAGUCGGAACCUAGUGUUUCCAGAGAGCCCAGUGCCAAGGGGCAAUGGGCCCAGCACUGUCUCGAGCUGGGCCCCAAACAUAGCCCCAUGGUCUUUGCCAGAUGGCUUUGAAGGUGAUCUAAGCAGGCCCCUUAUCUGUACAUAGUGACUGGGGCAGGGAUGGCUGGCCAGUAUAGCAGCUGCCUCUCUGUGCUGAGCACAGCCUGACUUCUCUGGCCCCUGUAAAUAUUGGAUCAAUGAAUGAAUAAAACUCUCCUAAGAAA
Messenger RNA from Panthera uncia (snow leopard), 3808 nucleotides. It is a transcript of the gene BAP1, whose product is annotated as BRCA1 associated protein 1. The record is from RefSeq and is a predicted model, not a curated record. Lineage: Eukaryota; Metazoa; Chordata; Mammalia; Carnivora; Felidae. The transcript has 17 exons. Gene Ontology annotation, biological process: ubiquitin-dependent protein catabolic process; protein deubiquitination. The coding region runs from base 380 to 2569 and encodes 729 amino acids. Gene Ontology annotation, cellular component: cytoplasm. Gene Ontology annotation, molecular function: cysteine-type deubiquitinase activity.